UACCAACUUCCGGUUUACAAAUGACCCUCUAACUUAAUAAUUAUAACCAUUAUGUGUAAUGAAUAUAUUACGCUUCUGAUUCAGGAAUUUAAUACUUUGAUUAAAAAAUAAUGAAUGAGAUGGCAGUUUUAUGGAAUUAUCGAAGUGUUGGUUUAAUGUAAAAUGUGUAGCGAAUUUAAUUUGCGUCAAUGCAAAUUAUCCCAUAGUUAGGGAAUGGGUUUAGAAUUGUGGGUAACCGGGGGGGAUCCCUGACCCGUGACGUCAUUCUUUCUAUCUUGAUGUACGUCCUCCUUCGUCUCCCACGUCUUGAAACUCGUGUUGUUGUUGUUUGUUUGUACUUUUGUUUGGCAACGGACAUACAUAACCCAUUCCCACAACCCCGAAGGUUUAUUACAGCGGACGAACUGGAAAAUACAGCGACUGUUUAGAACCCAGGUUUCACAUAGUCGUUUCUCGUGUUCUGUUGUCGGUGAGGUCCGUGCUCCAAGAGUCAUAAUAAUAAUGGGAAAGCACGAUUUUCUUACACCAAAAGCUAUUGCCAAUAGGAUAAAGUCGAAAGGUCUUCAGAAACUACGAUGGUAUUGCCAGAUGUGUCAGAAACAAUGUCGAGACGAGAAUGGAUUUAAAUGCCAUACUAUGUCAGAGUCGCAUCAAAGGCAACUGUUACUUUUUGCUGAAGAUCCAGAACAGUACUUAGAUGCUUAUUCAGAUGAGUAUUUGAGUGAUUUUAUUGAAUUGUUGAGGAGAAGAUUUGGUACAAGAAGAGUACAUAGCAAUGUGGUUUACAAUGAAUACAUUCAAGACAAAGAGCAUAUACACAUGAAUUCAACUAAAUGGGAAACACUCACAGAAUUUGUCAAAUGGCUUGGAAGGGAAGGUUAUGCUACCGUGGACCAGACAGAAAAAGGAUGGUUUAUCACCUAUAUUGACAGAGACCCAGAGACCAUCAGCAGACAAGAAGCCUUAGCUAAGAAGCAGAAGAUGCAGUUGGAUGAUGAAGAAAAAAUCCAAAAGUUCAUCCAAAAACAAAUUGAAAAGGUCAAAGAAAAGAGCAGUCAAAAGGAAGAAAACGUUUUCACUGAACUACAGAGAGAAGAUGCCGAAGAAAAAAUUAGGUUUUCCCUUGGGGGUAAGGCGCCGUCCACAUCUACUGGUGAUGGAGAGUGUUCUGAGGAAGCAAGCAGCAGUAAAACAGUUAUAGAAAAGAAACCAGCUGUAAAACCAAAGAUUGUACCCACUGUUAAUCCAUUGAAAAUUGCAGGAAUGAAAAAGAAAGAAAGCUCAUCAUCAAAGGACAGAAAAAGAAAAUCUGCAUUAGAUGAAAUAAUGCAGGAAGAAUCCAUGAAGAAGGCUAAAGUGAAACGAUAUGACAAUUGGUUAACAGAAGGCAUUGUUGUCAAAGUAAUUACAAAAAAACUUGGUGAGAAAUAUUUCAAAAAAAAGGCUGUCAUUUUGGAAGUUAGAGAUAAGUACACAGCUGUAGUGAAAAUGAACGACUCUGGUAAGAAAUUGAAACUUGAUCAGACCCAUCUAGAGACUGUCAUUCCAGCACAGGGGAAGUGCAUUAAAGUAUUAAAUGGGGAACACAGAGGAAGUAAAGCUGUGCUGCUGGCACUGAAUCAGAAGAGCUUUUCUGUAACAAUUAAAUUAGAGUCGGGACCCUACAAAGGCAGGACUGUUGAAAGCAUACAGUAUGAAGAUAUCAGUAAAACAGCUGACCAAUAAACAGAAAUAUAUUCCUACAGUAAUCUCUCCUACGACUUUACCUAUGUUAUUACAUGUACUGGUUCUAUAAUAUUUCCUUAGACUGAAAAGCUAGUAUCUGUAGUGUUUUUUUUUAUUAUGUAUCAUAAGAUGCAACAAAUAAAUAGAUGUUUUUACAAU
Messenger RNA from Saccoglossus kowalevskii, 1884 nucleotides. Its product is annotated as DNA/RNA-binding protein KIN17-like. Gene Ontology annotation, biological process: DNA damage response; DNA replication. The record is from RefSeq and is a predicted model, not a curated record. Gene Ontology annotation, cellular component: nucleus. Gene Ontology annotation, molecular function: double-stranded DNA binding. NCBI's taxonomy places the organism in Eukaryota, Metazoa, Hemichordata, Enteropneusta, Harrimaniidae.